This is a messenger RNA of Trifolium pratense (red clover), 651 nucleotides long. RefSeq lists its product as uncharacterized. Gene Ontology annotation, molecular function: RNA-DNA hybrid ribonuclease activity; nucleic acid binding. The coding region runs from base 1 to 651 and encodes 216 amino acids. The record is from RefSeq and is a predicted model, not a curated record. Lineage: Eukaryota; Viridiplantae; Streptophyta; Magnoliopsida; Fabales; Fabaceae. The transcript has a single exon.
AUGGUGUGGAGUAUAUGGAAGCGCAUAAAUAAUCAAGUAUGGGAUAAUAUCACCGACUCCGACCAAACUGUGGUAGAACGAGCUAGACAUUUAAUAACAAGCUGGCGUGAUGCACAACAGAUCCGCUCUCUAACCAACACUGUUCAGACAGUCCCGCAGAAGAUGAUUUGGGUCAAGCCAAGUCAUGGAAGGUACAAGUGCAAUGUAGAUGCUUCUUUUUCCCUUACUCAUAACAAAGUGGGUAUUGGUAUGUGUAUAAGGGAUGACCAUGAAAGGUUUGUGGCUGCCAGAACACAAUGGGUAGAACCUAUUCUUGAUGUGGAGCAUGGAGAAGCCAUUGGUUUGUUACAGGCUUUAAAAUGGGCGGUGGACCUACAAUUACACGACAUAGACUUUGAGAUGGAUUGCAAACGGGUAGUAGAUAGUCUUUAUAGCAAAAGAACCUAUUUUUCUGAUCUUGGAGCUAUCUUAGGUGAUUGUAGAACUAUUUUAGCUUCUACUCUUGUGAACUCUCAUGUUAAGUUCAUCCGGAGACAAGCAAAUGAAGUUGCUCAUAGGCUUGCCGGGGCGGCUACAUCGUUAGCUAGUUUCCAUAAUUUUAUCGAUAUUCCUACAUGUAUUUACGAUAUUAUUAUGAAUGAAAUGAGAUAA